Molecule: messenger RNA, 576 nt
Organism: Penicillium brasilianum
Lineage: Eukaryota; Fungi; Ascomycota; Eurotiomycetes; Eurotiales; Aspergillaceae
Source: the annotation of a GenBank genome assembly
AUGCUGACUGUUCUAGGGUUCCCACCGGCCAUUGUCUUUGCGACUUUGUACGAGGAAACAUGCAAACCGCUGUUAUGCCACCACUCUGCAGAGGGUUCUAUGGGAAUUACUCGUUGUUUUGAGAAUCUGGUCACAAAAAUGACCCCUUUGAGGUCGUCUGCGAUAAUUCGGAGGGACUGCAUGCAGCGAUUCCAUCAGCAAUAUGGGCAAUCGGUCUCUUCAACCGUCUGCCUGGUGUGCUUGUUUCGCCCACCAGAGCACAUGCUGCCAUGUCAGCAUAGUAUCUGCGAGAAUUGUUUGACCAUUUUCGGUAAGCCAAGUCACCAAGCCGAGUACCAUAUCGAGCUAAGUCGGUGCCCGAUUUGCAAUGACGAGUGUGGUAUUGUGUUCCGCCAACUCCCACCGACCAAGCAUCCCAUCAUCCUCAGCCUCGAUGGCGGCGGAGUUCGAGGUAUCAUUCAACCUGGUCUUCUCAUGGUUCUUGAGACUCGUCUAGGGGUUUCCAUUGGGGAAAUAGUCGAUCUUUGUGUUGGAACUAGAGUCGGUAGGUCCAAGUUUCACUGUCUGCACGAGUAA